Molecule: messenger RNA, 1554 nt
Organism: Emys orbicularis (European pond turtle)
Lineage: Eukaryota; Metazoa; Chordata; Testudines; Emydidae
Gene: CD276
Product: CD276 molecule
Exons: 7
Coding region: 1-1554 (517 amino acids)
Biological process (GO): T cell receptor signaling pathway; regulation of cytokine production
Cellular component (GO): external side of plasma membrane
Molecular function (GO): signaling receptor binding
Source: RefSeq, a predicted model, not a curated record
AUGGUGGAUCUCAUUGCCCACAUAAAGAGACAUCCGAUCACCACGGCGCACACUUGCUUGCGGCUGAUGGGCUACAUGGCAGCGUGCACACCCCAAGUCAGUGCUGCAGGAGUUCCCUUUGUGUCCUUAUCACCGUCGCUCACCCUGGUCUCGGACGUGUCAGAUCUGGGCUGGGGAGCCCACCUGGGCAAGCUCAGCACCCAAGGUCGCUGGAUGCAGCACGACUUAGCUCUUCAUAUCAGCAUCAGAGAGCUCAAGGCGGUGUGCCUGGCCUGUCAGUCAUUUUUGCCCCACCUGAAAGGCAAGGUGGUGCAGGUCCUCAUGGACAACGUGGCCGCGAUGUAUUACAUCAACAGGCAGGACAGCGCCAUGUCCUCGGCCCUGUGUCAAGAUGCACUCAGACUCUGGAACCUUUGUGUGCAGAAUGCCAUACACUGGUGGCCGCUCACCUACCUGGAACCAGGAACGUCCUGGCAGAUCGCCUCAACAGGACCUUCUCCUCACCACGAGUGGUCACCGAGAAUGGAAGCAAGCACUCGAAGGAAAAAACGCUCAGGGCAGCUCCUGCCGAGAGGGAAGAUUCCCUUUGCCAAGGACACGCGGGGCCUUGCUCUCCCCUCCCCGCCGCCCCCCACUGACGCUCUGGGAUCUCGCCCUGCAGCACAGAUGCCCUGCCCAUUGCUCAUCCUGGGCCUGCUGGUGCUCGCUCCAGCAGGUUCAGUGGAUAUCCGGGUCCCCGAUGACCCUGUGAUCGCCCUCUUUGGUCGGGACGCCGUCCUCCACUGCUCUUUCUCGCCUGAUGCCAGCUUCAGCCUCACCGAGCUCAGCCUCAUCUGGCAGCUGACGGACACCAAGCGGUUGGUGCACAGCUUUGCCAGCGGGCAGGACCAGCUGGCUGACCAGGGCAACGGCUAUGUCAACCGCACGGCUCUCUUCUACGAGGAGCUGCCCCGGGGCAAUGUCUCGCUGCUGCUGCGGCGGGUGCAGAUCUCCGAUGAGGGCAGCUUCACCUGCUUUGUCCGGGUCCAUAGCUACAGCAGCGCGGCGGUGACGCUGCAGGUGGCCGCUUUGUAUUCCAAGCCCAACUUGAACCUGGAGCCCAGCAAGAACCUGAAGCCAGGGGACCUGGUGAUGGUGACCUGCCACACCUUCCGCGGCUACCCUGCGGCUACGGUGCUCUGGCAGGAUGGCCAGGGCAACAACAUCACGGAGAACGUCACCACCUCCCAGGUGGCCAAUGAGGAAGGGCUCUUUGAUGUGCAGAGCAUCCUCCGUGUGGUGCUGGAGCCCAACAGCACCUACUCCUGCCUGGUGCGGAACCCCGUGCUGCAGCAGGAGACCCACGCCUCCGUUACCAUCACUGGCCAGCACCUCAGCUUCCCUGCUGUGGCUCUCUGGGUGACUGUGGGACUCGCUAUCUGCAUCUUGGGGCUGCUGGGCGCACUGGCUUACGUGUGCCGGAAGAAAAUUCGCCAGAGCUGCAAGGAAGAGGAAGAGAAUGCAGGGAUGGAGGAGCAGAGUGAGGAUGGUGGAGAACCCAAGACAGGUUGGUGA